Orbicella faveolata is the source of this 2005-nucleotide messenger RNA. RefSeq names its product kelch-like protein 17. The record is from RefSeq and is a predicted model, not a curated record. Lineage: Eukaryota; Metazoa; Cnidaria; Anthozoa; Scleractinia; Merulinidae.
CCAUAUUUGGGUAUUGUACUGCGCGCGCCGUCGUCAAGUGACGUUCACGUUCUCUUGCUAAAUAAGCCCAGUAUGAAUAAUCUGAACCGUCCUGAUUACGUAACUCUGAUGAAUACAAAGAUGAAGGGCGAACGUCAAGCUGCAGAGCUUCUCGAUGCUAACAACAUUUCUUAUUCAAGUCAGCUUCUUCAAACAAUGAACGAUUUCAGAAAGGAAGGAAUGUUUUGUGAUGUUAUCAUCAACGUAAAAGGAGGACGAAAAUUUGCUGCACACUGCACUGUCCUUGCCGCUUCUAGUCAUUAUUUUCGAAAGCUGUUCAGUUUUAAUUCGCGGCCAAGGAGUGAUCAUUUUGAGGUCGAUUUGGAAUGGCUGUACCCCGAUGAUGUGGGCGAUAUCUUAGACUACAUGUACACGGGACAAAUACAGUUAGGAGACAACGCUGAGUUAAUCUUAACAGCUGCUACGUACUUCAUAAUCGAGGAUCUACAAGAGGCUGUCACAGACUUCUUGCAAGAGCACUUGAACCUUUACAACUGCUUCUCCAUUCUAUCUGUGGCCGACGAGCAUUCGCUCCAGGCGUUGAAAUCGUCUUGUAGCCGUUUCAUCAGCGCAAAUUUCGUGCAAGCUACUGGCACUCCGUCGUUUCUCAGUUUACAGGAGACUUUGCUGGAGGAGGUCAUCUCGAACGAUGAUCUUGCUGUGACGAAUGAGAAGGAUGUCUUUAGUGCGGUCGUGCGAUGGAUCAGGCACGACUUAGACAACAGAGCGUGCCAUUUUAAAGAUCUUUUCUCUUGUGUUCGCCUGAGACGAAUGUCAAGGGACGUUCUUUUGAAUAUUGUAGCCAGAGAAACGCUCGUUCGGGAAAGCACCACGUGUUUGUCGCUUGUUCAGGAGGCACUCCAAACAGUCGGUUUACACGAGCAUAUUAGCAUAAGUGGUACGGAAGUCCCUAAGGAGUUUGUCAGUGCUGUAGUUAUGUGUGGUGGCACUGGAAGCAAGUAUGUUACUCAAAACAUUAAACACACUGUCUGCUACGUGCCUGCCAUUAAUAAAUGGUUUGAUUUACCGGAUAUGCUUCAUGGGCGAAAAGGUCACUCGACGGUUUUGUGUAACGGUGUUCUUUACAGCAUUGGACAUCACUCCGUUUUCAGCCAAGAAGGCAGCCGCUUAGUCCAGUGCCUUGUUCCGGGUGGCAGUGCCUGGAACACUCGCGCCUCACUGCCGAGAGGAAGCUGCUUCUCGGCUGCGGUCGCUCUCCAAGGCCAGGUGUACGUCCUCGGUGGCAUCCACCAUGAGAACGACGGUACCAUGGUGUCAGCUCGAGUCAGUCGGUACAACCCCGCGUUGGAUAAAUGGUACCCUGUCACGAGGAUGAACUGUGCUCGGCAAGGCUUAUGCGCAGUGGUGCUCGAUGGUAAUAUCCUCGCGAUAGGAGGACGGAGAAUCUCAUAUUGUACCAACUGCCUUUGUUCUGCCAUUCUUGGCAGAACAAAGGUGUACCUCUCUUCCUGCGAGGUGCUGGAUCUGGCCACCGAGGAAUGGGCCUCGCUUCCAAACAUCUCCGUCCCGCGCCAGGCGGCUGGUGUCACAAGACUUGGCAACCGGAUUUACCUGUUUGGAGGCUGUUAUAACUCGGGGAGCUUGGACAGCGUGGAGUGUUAUGACGAGCGCAGGAGGAGCAGGGAAACCGUCAGCAAAAUACCUUGUAAAAGAUCCUGGUUCCAGUGUGGUGUGCUCAGAGUGGCAAAAGAGAUUUUUGAGUUUUGCAACGUUCUCUGAUUGAAAAUGUUGUACAACCGAAAGCCAGCCUUAAUUACUCAGUGUGGCGAUGUUUGGUUGAGACACAUAUAUUCGUAUUACGAACCUAACUAUCAGAAUCGAGAAGAUACUGGUAACAGUGAAGUGAUAGUAAGUUAAUUUUGGAGAACAGUACUCUAGAAAUGACAAAAACCAUUAGAGACGGACCGUUAAUUUUUUUUGAGGGGAUUGUUGUAAUUUCUUAUUU